AUGUUCGACUCUGCGUUGACCAUCCGCGCGCUGACGGCGAGGGCCGUCGCGGCGCCGCUGGCCCGGCCGCUGCGGACGGCGUCCGGGGAGAUCCCGGUGUCGCCCCUGCUGCUGAUCGACCUCGCAUCGGAGGAGGGUCCGGCGGGCCGCGCCUACAUCUUCGGCUACACCACCCUCACGUUGCGGGCCUUGCAGGUCUUGCUCGACGACCUGGACGCGGUCGUGCGGGGCCGCCCGGCAUCUCCGGCUGCGAUGUACGACGAGCUGGCCGCGCGCUUCCGCCUGAUGGGACGCCAGGGUCUGGUCGGUAUGGCGCUGGCCGGGCUCGACAUGGCGCUGUGGGACAUGCAGGGCCGCGCUCAGAAUCGGCCGGUGGUCGAACUGCUCGGCGGGCAGGCGGCGCCGGUGCCUGCCUACGACAGCUUCGGCGUGGUCGAUCCGGUCAAGGACGCCACGGCGUUGGAAGACAGCGUCGAACAGGGCUUCCGGGCGAUCAAGAUCAAGAUCGGGGUCGGGGAUCUGGCCUGGGACCUGGAAAACGUCGCCGGCGUACGCGCGGUGAUCGGCCCGGACGUGCGGUUGAUGGUCGAUUACAACCAGUCGCUGACCGCGCCCGAGGCGCUGCGCCGCAUCGACGCGCUGGCCCGCUUCGACCUCGCGUGGGUCGAAGAGCCGGUGCCCGCCGAAGAUCUGGCUGGACAUGCCCGCGUCCGCGAGGCCUCUCGGGUGCCGAUUCAGACCGGUGAGAACUGGUGGUUCGGUCACGACAUGGCCCAUGCCCUGGCCGCCGAAGCGUGCGAUGUCUGCAUGCCGGACCUGAUGAAGAUCGGCGGGGUGACCGGCUGGCUGCGCGCCAUGGGCCAGGCCGAGGCGGCGGCCGUGCCGGUGUCCAGCCACCUGUUCAUCGAGGCCAGCGCCCACGUCCUGCCGGUGACGCCCCUUGCGCACUAUCUCGAAUUCCUGGACCUCGCCGGCGCCGUGCUCGCCGACCCGCCGCGGGUUGCAGACGGCCACGUCACUGCGCGCGGUCCGGGGCUCGGCAUGGACUGGGACGAAGCCGCGGUGGCCCGCUACCGGUUCUAG
Messenger RNA from Geodia barretti, 1083 nucleotides. Lineage: Eukaryota; Metazoa; Porifera; Demospongiae; Tetractinellida; Geodiidae. The record is from the annotation of a GenBank genome assembly.